Molecule: messenger RNA, 962 nt
Organism: Vitis vinifera (wine grape)
Lineage: Eukaryota; Viridiplantae; Streptophyta; Magnoliopsida; Vitales; Vitaceae
Product: probable glutathione S-transferase parC
Exons: 2
Coding region: 53-712 (219 amino acids)
Biological process (GO): glutathione metabolic process
Cellular component (GO): cytoplasm
Molecular function (GO): glutathione transferase activity
Source: RefSeq, a predicted model, not a curated record
UCAUCAAUACUUGAAUAACUGAGUUUGAAUCUUAUCGAUCACAGUAGUAGCAAUGGCAGACGAGAUUAUCUUGUUGGAUUUCUGGCCUAGCAUGUUUGGUAUGAGGGUCAGACUUGCCCUGGCAGAGAAGGGCCUCAAGUAUGAAUAUAGACAGGAGGACUUGAGGAACAAGAGCCCUCUGCUGCUUGAGAUGAACCCAGUUCAUAAGAAAAUCCCGGUUCUGAUCCACAAUGGAAAGCCCAUUUGUGAGUCUCUGAUAAUAGUUCAGUAUAUUGAUGAGGUUUGGAAGGAUAAAUCUCCAUUGUUGCCUAGUGACCCAUACCAGAGAGCUCAGGCCAGGUUCUGGGCGGACUACGUAGACAAGAAGCUCUAUGAACUUGGAGGGAAGAUAUGGUCAACCAAAGGAGAAGAGCAGGAAACAGGCAAGAAGGAAUUCAUAGAGUGCCUCAAGCUUUUGGAAGGAGAGCUUGGAGAGAAGCCUUACUUCGGGGGUGAAAAAAUUGGGUUUGUGGAUGUGGCCCUGGUGACCUUCUCUUGCUGGUUUUAUGCAUACGAGACCUUUGGCAACUUCAGCAUAGAGGCGGAGUGCCCCAAGUUGGUAGCUUGGACCAAGAGGUGCAUGGAAAAGGAGAGCGUGUCGUCUUCUCUGGAAGACCCACACAAGGUCCAUGGCUUUAUCAUGGGGAUGAGAAAGAGGUUUGGUAUAGAGUAGAAGGGGCACAUGGAUUUGUUGUGAGGAUAAGAAAGAAGCUUGGUAUAGAGUAAAAGGGAAACAUCAUGGGCUAUUGAGUAGUGUUGUUUAGUUAAUAUUAGAUAAUAUAUAUGAGUGUUUGGCUGUUUGCUUAAGUUUUUUCUUUGAAAUUGUAUCGUUAAUCUUUCCGGUUGAAAUCCCUUUCUGAGGGUUGGUGGGUUUGCUGAGCUGUGUUCUUGUAUUAAAGAAAUAAAAGAGUUUUUAACUACCA